GCGACCUGGAGCAAGACAUAGGGCUGAGGUUUCUGAAGGAGCUGACGAGCUGAACAAUCCAAGAACUUAGGGUUGAAGCGAAACCAGCAAACGCAUCUUUGCCACAUCUCAGUCACAGUACUCAUCCAGAAAUUUACAUACAGCAUUCAAAACUUGGUGUUGAGAAGAUAUUCAUUUACUCUUUGAUUCGACCGCAAUCCAUUAGUCUCCACCCCCCGCCAGACCAGGACCGGUGACCAUGGCUGGACUUUCCGUCACAUCAACCGCAUCCUCCUUCAUCAAGAAGCUCUGCGGAAAGUCGAAUCCAUACGAAAAAGCAUAUCGCGCCCAAUCCAACACCACAUCAGCGAUUCAAACCACGAACCCACCAACCAGCACUCGCACAGAUAAUCACCACGACCUCCUUGCAGAAGCCCGCCAAGCAGCCGGCCGCGAUCCCCUUACCGGUCGAAAGACCACAAGGAUCCCGGAUCCAACAUCGACGGAACGGUAUCCCGCACGAGACACUCCCGCACAGACUGCUGCAGCCCACAAAGCAGCGUACUUGGCGUGGGCGGCGCAGAACCCGGAGGAGCGAGGCACGCCGUAUGCCAGUUACGAAGAGUAUGUGCAGGAGAUGCUUGAGAAGCGGCAUGGGGGCAGAGAUGCGGUGCGUAGUGAGACGAGUUACUAUGCGCCUGAGAGGAGGGUCCAGGAGUAUUAUGCUGAGAGAGUGAGGGACUAGGGAAGUGUGUACUACAGGAGGUGGGAUAAAUAGGUGAUGAAGCGGUCAGGAUAUACCGCGUAAAAGUCGAUGUAUCAAUGCAUGCUGGGUGUGUGGGGCAAGUAAGCAAACGGAGAGUGAGUUGGAAGGUGAAAUAGGCAGUUAUGAUAUCUGGCUGUAGC
Molecule: messenger RNA, 885 nt
Organism: Exserohilum turcica Et28A
Lineage: Eukaryota; Fungi; Ascomycota; Dothideomycetes; Pleosporales; Pleosporaceae
Exons: 1
Coding region: 239-724 (161 amino acids)
Source: RefSeq, a predicted model, not a curated record